UACGGCCAAGAGAGGGCGGUAUAUUCAGAAUUUUGCUCAACUCAGAAAAAGAAAACAUGUCGAACUUCGUUGACGUGACUUCUGUUGCCGAUUUUGAUACACUUGCCGAGGCCACAGGAAGUGGCCUCCUAGUGGUGCACUUCUGGGCAAGUUGGGCACCUCAGUGUGUCUCCAUGAACGAUGUUAUGCAAGAAGUAGCCAAGCAGUUUCUGAACGUCCAAUUUGUCAAGGUUGAGGCUGAAUCAGUGCCGGAAAUAUCACUCAAGUAUGACAUUUCAUCGGUACCGACAUUUGUCUUUCUAAAGAAUAAGAAAGUUGUGGAUACACUUCACGGUGCAAAUGGUCCGGAGUUUAACAAGAAAGUUGAGCAGCAUUCCAAAGCCUCAUCUGGCCAAGCCCCACCUCCGAAUGCUCCACCAUCCAAGACAGCGGAAACUCCAGACUCUAAGCCAGAAACUUCAUCAAAAGAGGAUCUGAACUCCAGACUCAAGAAGCUGAUCAACACGGCUCCCUGUAUGCUGUUCAUGAAAGGAACUCCGGAGGAACCACGAUGCGGCUUCAGUCGGACAACGGUUGGAAUCCUAAACGAUAAGAACAUUGACUACAAGACGUUUGACAUCUUAGGAGACAACGAAGUUAGACAAGGUUUGAAGACAUAUUCCAACUGGCCCACCUUCCCACAGCUUUACCUCAAGGGGGAGCUGGUCGGUGGCUUAGAUAUCAUCAAAGAAAUGAACGAGAACGGCGACCUAGAUGAAGAUUUCCCUAAAAAGGAUUUGAACGGCAGGCUCAAGAAGCUGAUCAACACGGCUCCCUGCAUGCUGUUCAUGAAAGGAAACCCAGAGGAACCACGAUGCGGCUUCAGUCGGACAACAAUUGGAAUCCUGAACGAUAAGAACAUUGACUACAAGACGUUUGACAUCUUAGGAGACAACGAAGUUAGACAAGGUUUGAAGACCUACUCGAAUUGGCCGACCUUUCCCCAGCUUUAUCUGAAUGGGGAUCUGGUUGGUGGAUUGGACAUUAUCAAGGAGAUGUUGGAGAACGGAGACCUUGACGAGGGAUUUCCCACUAAGAGCUGAAAGAUGGUGCAACUCAGAUAUUAAUAAUUGUCAAAAGUUUGUGUACAAAUCAUCAUCAGUACAAAAGGAGACCUAUGUUAUUCAAGUCUUAUCAGGUACACAACUGAGUGAGGGACUGGAUUGAACUGGAUCUGAACCCCAGACCUUUGCAGUCCCAUUCCAGAUAGUGUUGCAUUAUUUAACUCUUUUUGUUUAACCAUACUUAUCAAAAGUAUCAUUGCUCAAAAAUAAUAAGAGUUUUGAAAUGCUGUGUGGUGGAAAUCUUCGCUCACGAUCGUUGCCCUGUUGGUCCAAAUACCACAAACAAAAAAUACAUAAUUUUGAAGCUUGUUAUCUGUAUUCUAUUGAAAUAUACAUGUGGUGGAUUUCUAACAAUAUUCGACAGUUCAUCUGCAACUGAUAAAUUAAUUAAAUUAUUUGUGCGAGUGCGUCCGACCACCACAGCGUUUAGAGCCGGUUUCUACUACAGCAACAAAGUUAGAUGAAUAAGUUCUUUUUUAAAUCAUUGUAGUAACUCACCAAUACAUCUUAUCAGAAUUAAAAUCAACUUCGUGAUUGUAACUUUAAUUAUGAACUGUUGUAUUGUCCAAAAUGUACGUACGACACUGUGGAACUGCCAAAUUUUGUGUAGUC
Messenger RNA from Patiria miniata (bat star), 1715 nucleotides. RefSeq names its product glutaredoxin-3-like (gene glrx3). NCBI's taxonomy places the organism in Eukaryota, Metazoa, Echinodermata, Asteroidea, Valvatida, Asterinidae. The transcript is spliced from 8 exons. The record is from RefSeq and is a predicted model, not a curated record. Bases 57 to 1082 code for a protein of 341 amino acids.